ACCGCCGGACUUUCACGUUUCGAGAGAGAUACACACCGCGAGAGUCGCGCGCGAGCCGCCAAAUGACGAUCGACCGCGUCGCAGCCAAUACCGAUUUCGCGAGUCCCGGCUCGAUUUUUUUCCUCCUCCGAGAAUAACACUCAAAUAUCGUAUACAGUCGAUAACUCGGUGUGAACAAGUGAUAAGAAGUGCGCGCUGUCGAAAUAGAGUUGGCGAAAUGUCGACGCCGAAGCCGAGGUGAAGAAGAGAAGAUAAGCGAGAAGAGCGAAAAAUCACUAGUGAGUUUAGGCGCGCGCUGCAGGAGCGACAGGUAUAUACAUGCGCGCACACUGCAGCCUCUCGCGCGCGCAAUUAGAUUCGAGCAGGGGGCAAUCGCCGCGUAUAAAUGCAAGUGAAAGUUUUACGGAAUAUAACCGGACAACAUCCACGCGCGGCGGCAGCUCUCGCAACUCUGGCGGUGCAAAAAGAAGGCGGUUUUUCCAGAACGUGCGGCGGCAGUGCGCGUAGUUGAGUACGCGCGAACCCGAAGAAGAAGAAGAAGCUGAAGGCAGAAGCAGAAGAAGAAGAAGAAGCUAAACUCUCUUACGGCGACAGGCGGAAGCUUGUAACGACCGUGGCGGCGUCGUAAAUAGCCCCGUCGUUUUCAUCGGAUUCCGAUCGAGCCUUUUGGCUCAACUCGAACACACGCACACAGCUAUAUCGCUUUCACGUUUUCUCUUUCUAUAUAAUACACGCAACCGCGAGGAAUAUCAAUCCGACGGCGGACGCGCGAAUAAAGCAAUGAAAUAAUCGCUGCGAGAGUAUGUGUUUUGAAUUGGCCGCACGUAGAGCCGCAAUUAGUAUCGGUAGCCGCAGGAACGGCAGACCACAACUGUCGGCAGCAGCAGCGACGACCACUGCAUACGUCUCACUUCGUGGAAGAUGAUAAUAAGCUAGCAUCGAUCAUAUUCGAAAAAUCGGUAAAAAAGCCGACGACGCUUUAGACAUUCAAAUUUCCGCGCGAGCGAAGCAAAAUCGAUUAGCCGCUCGUAUACGCGCGCCGCGCCGGCAUUUGAAUAACAGAAGAAGAAGAAGAAGAAGAAGAAGAAGAGUAUAAUAGCCGUGCGAGAACGCGCGCGCGCGCGCGCACGCGAGAGAGAGAACUCGCGCAAAUAUAACGCGCGCGCCGAGACACAGCCGCGGCAUUAUUCGGCUGCUGAUGGACGAAGCCGCGUAUAUUACCUGAGACGCGAAAAGUCGCACUUUUAGCGAGGAGGUAUCGAUUUCAACGCGAACGCGAUCGCGGGAAAUGACGAGCGGAUGAUAUUGCCGAGCGCGAUUGUCGUACACGCGAGUGAAUUUUUUUCAAGAUUGUUGUUAAACAGUGCGCGCCUAUGAGAGAUCAUGGAGCUGUCGAGAGCGCUGCUGGUACUUUCGAUGCUGAUAGCGAGCGGCCAUGGUUACUCGGUGCUCUUGGCGACUAUGGGGGGUACGAGAUCGCACACCGUGCCCUUCGUCGCCCUCGGCGCCGCCUUGACCCAGAGGGGCCACAAUGUCACUCUGGCGAGUGGAUUCACCGGUCCAGCAGCCAAUAACGGGCUCAGGGAACUUGUGCCGCCGCAGCUCGAGAGCUACAUCGGCAACUAUACCUCCGAGUGGGACCUCGUGGGCUCGCGUUUCCGCAACGAGCUGCCCUUGUCACCCUGGGACGCGAUGCGCUACGGCUGGGAAGCUUGCGAGGCUCUGCUCAAGGACAACUUCUCCCUGUCGGAGGUCCGUCGACCCGAGGGUAAUCCCGGAGCGCGUUGGGACGUCGUCGUCGUCGACGGCGCUUAUCCCGAGUGCCUUCUCGGCAUCUUGCACGACCAGCACCUGCCGACCAUCAUGCUGAACACGGUGGCCCUCUACAGCGGCUCGAUUGCCCGACAGGGCAACCCUUCGCCCUGGGCCAUAAGGCCUUACUUCGGCAAGGCCCUGACGCAGGACAUGAACUUCCUGCAGAGGAUCUUUAACGUCGCCUACCUGAUGACCCUCGAGGUCAUGCACUGGCUCAUGAUAACCGGCUUCGUGCAGCCGACUCUGCGCAAGUAUCUCGGCGACGAUGUGCCGGACGUGCGGGAUUUGGUCGCCGAGGUGCCACUGACACUGCAGAACAAUCACUACUCGGUCUCGGACUCGGUGCCUUACUUGGCCAACGUCGUCAACAUAGCCUGCAUACAUUGCAGGCCGGCGCUGAAGCUCAGUCCGGAAAUGGAGACAUUCCUCAAUCGGGGUUUCAUAUUCGUGUCGAUGGGCUCGUCGGUGAAGGCGUCGGGGAUGCCGGAGUCGUUGCGCAAGAGCUUCGUAGCGGUCUUCUCGACGCUGCCCUACAACGUCGUCUGGAAGUGGGAGGCAGGCAAGAUCGAGAAUCUGCCGAGCAACGUGAGGACGGCCGCUUGGUGGCCGCAGCAGGAGCUGCUCGGCCAUCCGAAGCUCCGGGCGUUCGUCUCCCACGGUGGGCUACUCUCGCUGCACGAGGCCGCCUACCACGGAUCGCCGACCCUCGUGCUUCCGGUCUUCUGCGACCACGACGGAAACGCCGCUCAGGCCGAAAAACUCGGCUACGCGCUGGUCAUGGAUCUGGGGACGCUGACGAUAACGGAGCUGCGAGAAAACAUACUGAAGGUGGCCGCCGGAGGUAACAAUCCCUACAGAGAGGCUGCCAAGAGGAGGAGCGCCCUGAUGAAGGAUCUUCCCGUGGACACGAAGAAUUUGGCCGUUUGGUGGGUCGAGCACGUGGCCCGGCACAAAGGCGCGGAGCACCUGAAGAGCACCACGAGGCACAUGAGGACUCUGCACUACUACUCCUUGGACGUGGCUCUGUUUUACCUGGCGUUCUUCCUCACCCUGGUUUACGGCACGAGGAAGCUGCUGCACAGAGCCGGCCGGAGAAAACUGAAGGAGAAGCUGCAGUGAGCGGCGAUUUAUCAUCGUUACCACUUUUUGUACUAUACGAUCAACCGCAUGUAUUAUUAAUGAUUUUUGUUUGUAUAAAUGAAACCAAUCUUCUUUUUUUAAUGAACUAAUGUUAUAGACACAUGUAUCAUACUGAAAAUAAAUUAUUUAUAAAGUGAA
Nasonia vitripennis (jewel wasp) is the source of this 3093-nucleotide messenger RNA. RefSeq names its product UDP-glucuronosyltransferase 2A3 (gene Ugt50B3). Gene Ontology annotation, molecular function: UDP-glycosyltransferase activity. The coding region runs from base 1384 to 2934 and encodes 516 amino acids. NCBI's taxonomy places the organism in Eukaryota, Metazoa, Arthropoda, Insecta, Hymenoptera, Pteromalidae. The transcript is spliced from 7 exons. The record is from RefSeq and is a predicted model, not a curated record.